Staurois parvus is the source of this 456-nucleotide messenger RNA. The record is from the annotation of a GenBank genome assembly. NCBI's taxonomy places the organism in Eukaryota, Metazoa, Chordata, Amphibia, Anura, Ranidae.
CAGGUCUCGGGCCCUCAGGCGGAGCGGCGGGCGCCGGACCCCCAGGCGGAGCGACAGGUCUCGGGCCCUCAGGCGGAGCGGGCGGGCGCCGGACCCCCAGGCGGAGCGACAGGUCUCGGGCCCUCAGGCGGAGCGGCGGGCGCCGGACCCCCAGGCGGAGCGACAGGUCUCGGGCCCCCAGGCGAAGCGGCGGGCACCGAGUCACCAGGCACGACAGUGGGCUCCGAGUCAACUGGCACGACCGCUGGCACUGGGUCAGACAUUGGAUCGUCUGGCUGGACAGCGGGCAUCGGGUCACCAGGCAUCAGGUCAUUUGGCUCGACAGCGGGCACCGCGUCAUCUGGCAAGGCAGUGGGCUCCGAGUCAACUGGUAUGACCGCGGGCACUGGGUCAGACAUUGGAUCGUCUGACUGGACAGCGGGCAUCGGGUCACCAGGCAUCAAGUCAUUUGGCUCG